Messenger RNA from Schistosoma margrebowiei, 2728 nucleotides. Lineage: Eukaryota; Metazoa; Platyhelminthes; Trematoda; Strigeidida; Schistosomatidae. The record is from the annotation of a GenBank genome assembly.
UUCUAUCUAUCUUUCUUACUUUUCUUGGUUCUUUCUCUCAUUGUACAUAAUUUCUCUCUCCUUUUAUAAAAACUUUCUCUCUUUCAAAUGAAUGAUAAAUAGAAUUAUUUGAUAAUGGGGGAAAAGUCACUUACUCUAGACUUGUCGACUGUAGGUCAUAAGGCGCCAAACUUAAUACCUUGGCGACAAUCUAUCGGCGCCAUUAGUCAACAUUCAAAGCAGUAGUAACCUUAUGAAUACAUCCUUAUGCUAUGGAAACAGAAAAGACAAAUCUAUACAAUUUGACGCCGUCAACACUUAUAUUUCUCAAAACAUCUAACCUUAGUCGUCUAUCAAUAGAUUAUUACUUUUCAAUUACAAAAAUUAUUACUGUAUACAAAUUUCAAAAAUUUUUCGAUUAUGUAUUUGAAAAAUGUUGGCAAUUAAAAUAUUCAAUUAAACAAUUCGGAUUAUAUCUUAUAUUAUCUAUCAGAAAAACAUUCAUUUUAAACAGGAUAUGUAAAUGUAUUAUUGUGAAGUUAAACAAAUCUAUUUUAUUCAUUAUUUUUAAUAAUUCAAUUCAUAAAUUAUGUUUUUUAAUUAUUUAUUUAAAAUUUAUUAUACGAUUUUUAUUAAUCACUUAUUAUAUUUCAUAUAAUACUCAAUCAAUUAAACAUUUAAUUUAUACAAAUGUCAAUAAUCAUAAUGAUGACAAUGAUGUUGAUGAUGGUGACAAUGAUCAUGAUGAUGAUUAUGUUGAAAGGGAACCAUUCAUUAAAUCAUCAAUAUUUCAAUCGAAUAAAAGUAAAUCAGUGAAAUCCUUAUCAUUAUCAAAUGUAUUAUCUAGAAAAAAUACAAAGAAGGUUAGAAAUAUAUCUAGAUUGAAUGUUCUUACUUAUUUAAUAUGGAUUAUUAUAAUUAUUUUAACAUGUACUAUAAAAACUAUUGAAUCUAUUGAACAAAUUCAUCAUUCACCUAAAUUAUCAAAUGAAUAUAAUUUAAUUAAUCUAUUACAAUCAUUAACUACAAUUGAAAAACAAAUGAAUUUAAAUAUAUUAACAAAAUCUGAACAAAAAACAUGGAAUUAUUUAAUAGAAAAAUUAUUAAAAUCACAAAUAAAUAUGAUUAAAAAUAAUCCAUCUAUAGAUUAUACUUCAAGUAUAACAACUAUAAGUAGUAGUUUAAGUAGUAUGAAUAGAAAACAGUUCAAUAAUAAUAAUAAUAUUCAAAAGCCAUCUAAAGAAGAAUUAAUAGCUAAAACACCUAAUUAUAUGUUUAAAUUACAUGAACGUCAUAUGAAUGAUUGGCAUAGUUUUGGACGUUAUGAAUCUAAUCAUUUAUUACAUCCUGAUUAUGUGAAAUAUUUAAAUGAAAAUUCAAUUUCAAUAGAUAAUAUUGAUUUAUAUAAAGAAAAAAAAGAAAAAACUCAUCAUAAUCGUCAUCAUCUUGGUAUGAUUACAGCAAUAAGGCAUCAUAAACAUAUAGAAAAAAAACAUAACUUAAAUAAAGAUGAUUUUAUCUAUAACUCAAAACAGGAAAAGUUACAAAAGAAAAGAGGAUUUUUAAGACUAAUAUUGUUAGAUAAGGCAAGCAAUAAAAAAAUUGCUAAACGUUAUAAACGUUUACAACGAAUACUCAAUGCACAAUUAAAACAACAACAACAGCAACAAAAAAGUGAAACUAAUCAACAAAGUGUUCAGCGUAACAAACAAAAUUACAUUAAACAAAGAUCACGUCGUUUAGCUCAAUAUCAACGUCGUCAUAAUCGUGCUAGUCAAGAUCGUUAUUAUUAUAGUGAUUUAGAUUCAACAAAUGAAAUAGUUGAAGAUCAUGAUAUAAAUGAAGAUGCUUCAUCACAUCGUAAAAUAACACAUAAUUCAUAUGAGAAUAAUAGAGAAAAUCAUCAUUCACAACAACAACAACAACAUCAACAAUAUCGAUAUGAUAUAACAAAAUCUUAUUCAAAUGUAUUACAAACAAAUAAUCAUCAUUACUUAGAUACAACAUGUCAAAGACGUGAAUUAAUAAUCAAUUUUGAUGCUGUUGGUUGGGCUGGUUGGGUUAUUGCACCACAAGCAUAUAAUGCACGUUAUUGUUUAGGUCAAUGUCCAUUUCCAUUAUCAACUCAUUAUAAUACAACUAAUCAUGCUGUACUUCUUCAAUUAGUACAUUUAUUAGAUGUAGCUAGAAUUUCUGGUCCUUGUUGUGUACCACAUAAAUUAUCAUCACAAUCAUUAUUAUAUCAUAGUCAAAAUGGUGAUGUUGUACUUAGAGUUUAUGAAGAUAUGGUUGUAGAAAGUUGUGCUUGUCGUUAAUAUAAAAAAAGAAUACUGAAUUACUAUUACUAUAUCAAAGGUCAUUAUAUAUAUGACAACAAAAAAUAACUUCAACUCCAGUCGCUAUUAGUAAUAUCAUUUCUAUUUGGAAAAAAUCAUUCAUAACAUUUAUUAUUCAUUGUAAUAUUAUAUUAAAAACAUUAAUGAACAUUGUUAUAUAAUGAAAAUACGAACAUUUUUUUAAAAUUCAUUUAACUUUAUAAAUUUUCUUUUCUAAUAAUAAACAAUCAAUUAUUGAUCUGUUCUAUCGUUUGUUUUUCUUUUUCUUUUCUUUAUUAUAUUACUGAAAUAAAAUAUUUUGAUCUAUUUUGUUUUUCUUUCAAAAUAAUUCUCAUCAUUAAGGAAUGAUUAUACAUAAAUUGUAUAACAAGUUCAUAGCUUAUCAUUUGUUUUAAUGUAUCCUAAUAUAUGAC